UUAAUAGGUGGAUAAACCAUGGUAGUCCUCGUGGUGGGGAUGUUGCAGCUAUUGCUGAUGCUGGUACCUUGAGACCAGAGGUAAUAUUUACUGUGAGUACAAUUGGAGAACUAUAUGAAUACGACAAGAACUCAAAGCCAUCAUGGAAGAAACAUAUAUGGGGUAAAUCAAUGGUCGAAAACAUUUCUCUAGCACCAUCUAGAGGCAGUACCUUGCAUGGUUUGGUCGGAUCCAAUUCACAAUCACUUUUUCUGUUAAGCAAGGAUGGCCUUCUACUGGAAAGGCAAUUGUAUCAAAGAAAAUGGAAGUGGCUCAUACAUGCAAGUCCAAAAGGUCUUUCUUUUAGUGCCUUGGGGCCUAUUUUGGUAAAUGAAACAUCUGGAACAAAGACGUUCUCAUUAUUUCUGACAACCACAAUAGGGUCAGCAUAUGAGUACCAGUUUCCAAAACUUUCAGGUGUGGCAAAGAGAAAUGUGAUACCAUCAAAGUGGAUAGACCAUAGACAACCAUUUGAUGCUAAAGUUGCAAGAUCUAUUCCAGGAGUGUUGCUUCAGGUUGGCAGGAUCUUUUUUCCGUUAGACGAUGGUCGACUUGGGGAGCUUCAUUUGUCAGGCCUUGGUGGGGAAGAUGUGGGUCCAUCUCCACAAAGUGUGUUUCGAAGAAAGUUAUUGGCUGGUUAUGAAUGGUCAGUAAUAGAUGCACCUGAAAGUGAAGGUGGAAAUGCAGGAUAUUGUACAGAGUCUCAGGGACCUUGGAAUUGUGUUGAAGGACUCAAGGAUGCACAAGGUCAAGAUCAAACAACUGAUUCUGGAAUCUCAUCAACAAUGAGAAGGAAAAAAGGAAGAGCUUAUCAGAGCCGUUCUACUGUUCACAAGAUGCAUAGGCACAAUUUACAUUCUGAAACCAAUGAUAUGUAUGAACCCACUAACAAUAUUGACACCCUUUUCCGAAUACGUGCUAUGCAACCAGAUAGAUCCUUUUUCCUGGUGACGGAUGAUGGGAUAACCUUUGAACACCUCUUGAAUGAAAACUUAUGGAUUUGGUUGAAACACGAACAUUCAUCUGUUGUUCGUGGCAUAUUAGGAGUAUACAAUGGUAGUCUAUUUGUAGUUGACAAUCAUGGAAAUCUCUUCAUCCGUGAGAGGAAUGCUAGUGGUUUAAUAUGGUUCAAUUGUAGUACCAUGGAAGGAGGAAGACAAGUGAUACUAGGGUCACCAUGGGAUGUUCAUGGUCAAGACCGUAAGGUUACAGCUGAGGAUGCACUGUUUUUCAUUGACAAAAAUGGAAACCUUAUUCAGUUCAUAGUUGCAUUGAGAAAAUUUGUAUGGCAAGACUGUGGUCAGCCAGAUAAUGCACAAGUUGCCUCCAUUGCAGAUCAAGAACUAUUGAGGUACAAUGUAGUUUUUGUGAUAGGAAAUGAUGGGCAUCUCUACCAGUAUAAUCGUGUUACAAAGUUGUGGUAUGAACAUGAUCAAGCCCCACAUUUGGUGCUAUCAAGGUUACCCGGGGUGGUUGUCAGGCCAUCUUUUAUGUCCAUGUCAGCUUCACUAUUUAUGCGGUCAGAAGAUGGUGGACUUGUAGAGUUUCAUUGGCAUACAAGAGAUGGAUGGAAAUGGAUUGUCCAUGGAAUACCAGAAAAAGAUGUCACCCUUUCAACAGCUCCUGGCCCAAGUUUUGAUGGUAAUCAAUUGUUUGUGAUUGGCACAAAUGGCGAAGUCUAUAACAGGUAUAUAGAUGACAGUACAUGGAAAUGGAGAAAGUUUGGUUUUCCAUCGGUAGAAAUUAUUAAUCCUUUUCCAAAUGAGUCUAUAAAGGACAUGGCUUACAAAGAACAAAAGUUACAGUUUGAUUACAAAGGACAAAACAAGGAGUUCAGGCAAGACACUAAAUACCAUAGUAGUCCAGGUUCUAUGUCUGGACACCAUAUAUACUUCAUUGAUAUUGACUGUGAUGAAAAGGUAGCGCCACUUCGUCCAGUUCCCUUUUCUAAACACUCUGUUCUGUUCGUGUUGAGAGAUGGCAGGCUUGCAGAGCUAAGGAAAACAGAAAAUGGCAGUUGGCAUUGGGUUCGUAUAAUAAACACACCAACAAGCCGCUGCAAGUCAAGUUAUUUGACUGCUUCUCCCUCAUGAUUGCUUUUUGUAAAUUUUCAAUGUUGUGACCUGUGUACAUGUCCUCGGGAAAUGUCUAGCUAAGCCGCCCUGCUUCCUAAAUGUAUGGCACGGCAUGGCACUAGGACAUUCAAAACAUGCUAGCAGUGAGUCCAGAUGUAAAUUACACAACUGUGAUAAAUACAAAGAUGUAUAUCCUUUCUUUGUUUUUUUGGCUAAAGGUGCCUAGGGUUAAGGGGCCCUAUUCCUGGAAAAUUUGUUGGCUAAUUGCCAACUCAAGAUAUAUGCAUGUAAGUAUAUCUCAUUUUCUUGUAUAUAAUGUUAGGCCAGAGUUGCCCAGCAUGUACUUAAUCUUAUAUCUAAUAUACAUUAUCUGGCAUUUUUUGUA
This is a messenger RNA of Cryptomeria japonica (Japanese cedar), 2499 nucleotides long. RefSeq lists its product as uncharacterized. The record is from RefSeq and is a predicted model, not a curated record. Bases 171 to 2132 code for a protein of 653 amino acids. NCBI's taxonomy places the organism in Eukaryota, Viridiplantae, Streptophyta, Pinopsida, Cupressales, Cupressaceae. The transcript is spliced from 7 exons.